This is a messenger RNA of Penicillium canariense, 297 nucleotides long. RefSeq lists its product as uncharacterized. The record is from RefSeq and is a predicted model, not a curated record. The coding region runs from base 1 to 297 and encodes 98 amino acids. Lineage: Eukaryota; Fungi; Ascomycota; Eurotiomycetes; Eurotiales; Aspergillaceae. The transcript has a single exon.
AUGUACAUCCGGGAGGACAAACGUUUUCGACUGACUGAAUUCGGGCAGACGCAAGCAUCCACGAUCGGCCGCGUCCACUGCACAGCGUGGGAGGAGCUGAGCAACUCUGAGGGAGGGGGCAAGAGGGACGAUCAGAGCUCACAUUCCAAGGGUUCCAAGGAGACUGCUGCUACCCGCUUCCAGUCCCUCCUCGACCCUCAGAAGAGCAUCCGAGUCGCAUCCCCUAUUCCCAUUCCCGAUCGUGCGGAUCGGCAAUCUCGAUGGAUUGUUUGGUUUUGCCCCUUUAACGGUGUAUAG